Molecule: messenger RNA, 3043 nt
Organism: Pangasianodon hypophthalmus (striped catfish)
Lineage: Eukaryota; Metazoa; Chordata; Actinopteri; Siluriformes; Pangasiidae
Gene: tnpo2b
Product: transportin-2
Exons: 25
Coding region: 203-2872 (889 amino acids)
Biological process (GO): protein import into nucleus
Cellular component (GO): cytoplasm; nucleus
Molecular function (GO): nuclear import signal receptor activity; small GTPase binding
Source: RefSeq, a predicted model, not a curated record
AAAAAAAAAAAAAAAAAAAAAAAAAAGAGGCGCUGGCGAUUGAAUAACUAACAAUCUCACGAGAUUAACAGAUAUUUAGGACGGGAGAUUAAACACAUUUCAGAGUUAUUAAACCAAACUGUAAUCUGAUAAAAGCAACACACAAACGCACGAAAGAAGAAAAAAAGAGGAAUCAGCGUGUUGACAAAUCCGCGACAUCAGGAUGGAGUGGCAGCCGGACGAGCAGAGCCUCCAGCAGGUUCUCCUGCUGCUGAAGGACUCGCAGUCUCCAGACACGGCCACGCAGAGAGCGGUACAGGAGAAACUGGAGCAGCUCAAUCAGUACCCUGACUUCAACAAUUACCUCAUCUUCGUCCUCACAAGUCUCAAGUCUGAAGAUGAGCCGACUCGCUCUCUCAGCGGUUUGAUCCUGAAGAACAACGUGAAGGCUCAUUAUCAGAGCUUCCCUCCCGCCGUGGCCGACUUCAUCAAACAGGAGUGUCUCAACAACAUCGGAGACCCGUCGCCCCUCAUCCGCGCCACCAUCGGUAUUCUGAUCACCACCAUAGCGUCUAAAGGCGAGCUGCAGACGUGGCCAGAGCUUCUGCCUCAGCUCUGUAACCUGCUCAACUCUGAGGACUACAACACCUGCGAGGGUUCGUUCGGCGCUUUACAGAAGAUCUGUGAGGACUCGUCUGAGCUGUUGGACAGCGACGCUCUGAAUCGUCCUCUCAACAUCAUGAUCCCCAAAUUCCUGCAGUUCUUCAAACACUGCAGCCCCAAGAUCAGGUCUCAUGCUAUAGCGUGUGUGAAUCAGUUCAUCAUCGGCCGAGCUCAGGCUCUGAUGGACAACAUCGACACCUUCAUAGAGUCCCUGUUUGUGCUGGCGGGUGACGAAGACUCGGAGGUGAGGAAGAACGUGUGCAGGGCGCUGGUGAUGCUGCUGGAGGUCCGUAUAGACCGCCUCAUCCCGCACAUGCACAGCAUCAUUCAGUACAUGCUCCAGCGCACGCAGGACCCGGAUGAGAACGUGGCUCUGGAGGCGUGUGAGUUCUGGCUCACUCUGGCCGAACAGCCUAUCUGUAAAGAAGCCCUAUCAGGUCACCUGGUGCAGCUUAUUCCCAUCCUGGUGAACGGGAUGAAGUACUCGGAGAUCGACAUCAUCCUGCUGAAGGGUGAUGUGGAGGAAGACGAUACGAUCCCGGAUAGCGAGCAGGACAUAAAGCCGCGUUUCCACAAGUCUCGCACCGUCACGCUGCAGCACGAAGGAGGAGAAGGACAGGAGGACGAGGACAUUGACGAAGAUGAGGAUGAUGACGACGACACUCUGUCUGACUGGAACCUGCGUAAGUGUUCAGCGGCGGCGCUGGAUGUCCUGGCUAACGUGUUUCGUGAUGAGCUGCUGCCCCACCUGCUGCCUCUGUUAAAGGGGCUUCUCUUCCACCCGGACUGGGUCAUCAAGGAGUCGGGAAUUCUUGUGCUGGGAGCCAUUGCUGAGGGCUGUAUGCAGGGCAUGGUUCCGUACCUGCCUGAGCUGAUUCCUCACCUGAUCCAGUGUCUGUGUGAUAAGAAGGCUCUGGUUCGCUCCAUCGCCUGCUGGACGCUGAGCCGCUACGCCCACUGGGUGGUGAGCCAGCCGCCCGACGCACAUCUCAAACCCCUCAUGACGGAGCUGCUCAAGCGCAUCCUCGACGGCAACAAGAGGGUGCAGGAGGCCGCAUGCAGUGCGUUCGCCACUCUGGAGGAGGAGGCGUGCACCGAGCUCGUCCCCUACCUCAGCUUCAUCCUGGACACUCUGGUUUUUGCCUUUGGAAAAUAUCAGCACAAGAACCUGCUCAUCCUGUACGACGCCAUCGGAACCCUCGCCGACUCUGUGGGACAUCACCUCAACCAGCCGGAGUACAUUCAGAAGCUGAUGCCUCCUCUGAUUCAGAAAUGGAACGAGCUGAAGGACGAAGAUAAAGACCUGUUCCCCCUGCUGGAGUGCUUGUCAUCGGUGGCGACGGCGCUGCAGAGCGGCUUCCUGCCCUACUGUGAGCCUGUGUAUCAGCGCUGUGUCACGCUGGUGCAGAAAACCCUCGCUCAGGCUAUGAUGUACAGCCAGCAGCCGGAUCAGUACGAGGCUCCAGAUAAAGACUUCAUGAUCGUGGCUCUGGAUCUGCUCAGCGGAUUGGCCGAGGGUCUCGGAGGUCACGUCGAUCAGCUGGUCGCCCGUAGCAACAUCAUGACCCUCCUCUUCCAGUGCAUGCAGGACACGAUGCCGGAGGUGAGACAGAGCUCUUUUGCUCUGCUGGGUGAUCUGACCAAAGCCUGCUUUCCUCAUGUCAAACCCUGCAUUGCUGAGUUUAUGCCGAUUUUGGGGACGAACCUGAACCCCGAGUUUAUCUCCGUGUGUAAUAACGCCACGUGGGCUAUCGGGGAGAUCUGCAUGCAGAUGGGGGUGGAGAUGCAGCCGUAUGUGGCUCUGGUUCUUCCUCACCUGGUGGAGAUCAUUAAUAGACCCAACACUCCCAAAACGCUGCUGGAGAACACCGCUAUCACGAUUGGUCGGCUGGGUUACGUGUGUCCACAGGAAGUAGCUCCGAUGCUGCAGCAGUUCAUUCGGCCCUGGUGCACGUCGCUGAGGAACAUCCGAGAUAACGAGGAGAAAGACUCCGCCUUCAGGGGCAUCUGUGUGAUGAUUGGUGUAAAUCCUGGAGGUGUGGUGCAGGAUUUUAUCUUCUUCUGUGAUGCCGUGGCCUCCUGGGUCAAUCCCAAAGAAGACCUCAGAGAAAUGUUUUACAAGAUCCUGCAUGGUUUUAAGGACCAGGUCGGGGAGGAGAAUUGGCAGCAGUUCUCAGAGCAGUUCCCUCCCAUCCUGAAGGAGCGUCUCUCCGCAUGCUACGGCGUGUAGAACCCACCCUACACACGCACAGCACGAUCACGCGCUGUCAGUCAAAUCUUUAGGAGGGUUACCGGGGGGAAACUCAUCCAUCUGUGUAUUGCACUGCCCUGAUCGUGGGGGAGAGGGACGCGAUUGGCCGCUCCGCCUGACGGACAGCCCCCACGACCCUGUGUGUGUCUC